CUAAUAUUAAUUAUUUUUUGAAAUCCGAUAAAAAGGCAGUCGUUAUUCGUAAUGUGCUGCACUUGCAAUAAUGUUCCUGGCGAUUUGGUUCUUUGUUAGUUGUAUCGUUUCAACUGGGUAUGCAAAAAUACAUUACAACAAAUUUCCAAAAGAUUUUAUAUUUGGAGUUGGCACAUCAUCAUACCAAAUCGAGGGAGCAUGGAACAUAGACGGAAAAGGACCAAGCAUCUGGGAUAAUUUUACUCACCGAGUACCUUCUCCAAUAUCAAAUAAUGAUACUGGGGAUGUCGCUUGUGACCAUUAUCACAGAUACAAAGAGGAUAUUCGAAAUAUUUAUAACAUAGGUUUUCAAUUUUAUAGAUUUUCCAUUUCUUGGCCCAGAGUGUUACCAACUGGUUAUAGCAAACCUAUUAAUGAAAAGGGUAUAUCCUUUUACAAGAAAAUUAUAAACGAAAUUUUACGAUACAAUAUGACUCCUGUAGUAACCAUUUAUCAUUGGGAUCUUCCACAGCGCCUCUAUGAGGAUGGUAUUGAUUGGACCAAUCCAAAAUUAGUGGAUAUUUUUGUAGAUUAUGCCAGAAUUAUAAUCUCAAGAUUUCCAGAAGUUGGACUUUGGACAACGAUUAAUGAGCCUAAGCAAAUAUGUCGUCUUGGAUAUGGUACAGGUAUUCUUGCCCCAGGUGUAAAGAGCGACGGGUUAUUGGAGUAUCAGUGUACUUAUGUUAUAUUAAAAACCCAUGCAGCAACCUAUCGUAUGUAUAAAAAGGAAUUUUCCCAUUAUAAAGCUAAAAUGUCAAUAGUUAUUGAAUGCCCGUGGUCUGAACCAUUGACGAACACCAAAUCUAACAAAGAUGCAAGUGAAAGACUCAGGCAAUUUGAGUGUGGUAUGUACAUGCAUCCCAUUUAUAUUGGUGAUUGGCCAAAGAUAGUGAAGGAUAGAAUCGCACAACGAAGCAAAUCGCAGAAUCUAACAAAAUCUCGACUACCCAGUUUCACCCGAGAAGAAAUCGCUUUUAUAAAAGGAACUCAAGAUUAUUUAGGAUUAAACUAUUAUUACACAUAUUUGGUUUCAAACAUUGCAGCAGGAGAAAAAGGAUUUACGAAUUACGAAUACGACAUGGGUGCGAUAAUUUCCGAGAAUCCUAAUUGGAAAUUUGAUAAAAAUUUACGAAAAAAUACGCCGUGGGGAAUAAGAAGAGCCUUAAAAUGGAUAAAAGGUCAAUACAAUAAUCCAGUUAUUUUAAUAACAGAAAUGGGAGUGAGUGAUGAUGGUACAACUAUACAAGAUGAUCAGAGAAUUGAAUAUUAUAGGGAGUAUUCUUGUAACAUUCUCGAUGCGAUGUACGUAGAUAAGGUCAAAGUAGUAGGAUUGGGAGCUUGGAGCUUGAUGGACAAUUUCGAAUGGAUGCUGGGCUAUAAGUCCCAUUUUGGUUUGUAUUACAUUGAUUUCUAUAAUGAUCCUUCUUUAAAACGAGUGCCAAAAAAAUCUGUCCAGUAUUUUCGACAAAUUAUAAAAUCAAGAGAAUUAAUUUGCAACAUCUAUGAUACUAAUUUUUAUUAGAGGUUU
Messenger RNA from Psylliodes chrysocephalus, 1567 nucleotides. The record is from the annotation of a GenBank genome assembly. NCBI's taxonomy places the organism in Eukaryota, Metazoa, Arthropoda, Insecta, Coleoptera, Chrysomelidae.